AUGGGAGGACUUCACAACCCGGCGAGUACAACUGGGACGCCUGGGGGCCGCCGGACGGGUCCUCGCCGCACGACGAUUCGCAGAGGCUCGAAUCAACAGCAGCUGCGGGCCAACUCUGCUCGCGCCACGCCAACAUCUAGACAGCAGCAGCAGCAGCAGCGGAACUCUGCUCGCGUCACCCCAACCAUUGGACAGCAGCAGCAGCAGCAGCAGCAGCAGCAGCAGCAGCUGCUGCGGAACUCUUCUCGUGCCACCCCAACCACCGGACAGCAGCAGCAGCUGCAGACCACCACUGGUCUGCCUACCUCACCGUAUGGGCAGCAGGAGCAGCAGCAGCAGCAGCAGCGGAACUCUCCUCGUGCCACGCCAACCACUGGACUGCAGCUGCAGCAGCUGCCCAACUAUUCUCGCGUCACCCCAACCAUUGGACAUCAGCAGCAGCAGUUGCAGACCACCACGGGUCUGCAAACCUCGACUAAUGGACUGCAGGAGCAGCAGCAGCAGCCCGCCACGGAUCUGCAUGCCUCACCGUAUGGGCAACAGCAGCAGCAGCAGCCCGCCACGGAUCUGCAUGCCUCACCGUAUGGGCAGCAGCAGCAGCAGCAGCCCGCCACGGAUCUGCGUGCCUCACCGUAUGGGCAGCAGCAGCAGCAGCAGCCCGCCACGGAUCUGCAUGCCUCACCGUAUGGGCAGCAGCAGCAGCAGCAGCCCGCCACGGAUCUGCAUGCCUCACCGUAUGGGCAGCAGCAACAGCAGCAGCCCGCCACGGAUCUGCAUGCCUCACCGUAUGGGCAGCAGCAGCAGCUGCCCGCGGAUGUGCCAUCUUCGCCGCAUGUGCAGCAGCAGCAACAACAGCAGGCACUGAUGCAACCCGAGGAUCUGCAUACCUCUUCUACUGGGCAUGGGGAUGACGGCGCCCCGACUGACUACAUGCAGCCCCUAGACCCUGAAGCUUUUCCGGAGAUGGAACCUCAGGUACCUGAGCCUGGUUACGAGGGGCUAGAUGAGUAUAGUGAUGCCGAUGAGGAAGCGGGACAAGGAGUGGACCUUAUCUCCCGGGAAGAGUUCGAUGCUGCUCAGGCUGAGGCACGUGAGCUGCGCCGCCGCCUUAUGGAAGCUGAAAAUGAGAACCGUCGCCUGUCGCACGGUGUUGCUAACCAUACCAGCGAAGACGCUCCGGACGAAGCGAGCAACCCUGGCAACUCCUCAGGUGAUGCUGAUGCUCACGGUAUGGGAGCGGCUGGUCCUGGUGCUGCAGCGGCUGGAAGUGGUGCUGCAGCGGCUGGAAGUGGUGCUGCAGCGGCUGGAAGUGGUGCUGCAGCGGCUGGUCCGAGCGCGCCUACUCCUAAUGGCGUGGCAGGAAACACGCUACAGGCGUCGUUCCCGAGAACUCUACUCGUGGAACCGAAUCGGGUGGCUAUCGUAAAUGCGGUCAGGACGGCCCACAGCCGGGGAACUAUUUUGGACUUGCAGCAACUGUCGAGCAUGCAGCGGACGUGGGCGCAUCGGUACGCUGACGCGUUGGCCAGCAUGCCAGAUAUCCACAAUGGGUUCAAGGGGGCCGCGACUCGAGCUGUGGAGAUCCUUUACUUCGAAACUUCGGAUGUGGACCUGGAGUAUUGGACGCCGCGUGACACCAACAUCACCGCCCUUUGCACGGCUCUAAACAUCACAGAUCCUGAGGGAGUGGCUAACCUGCGCCUGGUCAUGGAGAACGAAACGGCUCGGCCUAGGCACCUUCGAAAGAAGCUUCAGGAUGCGAGGAACAAGACCCUCACCACGGGCCGUGUCUUGUUGUACGAAAGAUUCGACAUUCGCAUCAAACGUCCGGACCGCAACCGGGUCGAGACCGGAACGCUGUCGCCUGCGGCGUUCUGUGCCUCCUACCCUGCUAGUGCUCUUUCGUGGGACUUGUUGACGUGGCAUCAUAAUCGACUGGGGAUGCCUUUCGCCUCUGACUUUUUCACCCUUGCGAUUUUCCACUCGUUUGAGAGGCCGGGGCAUGCCAUCUUAGUCCUCCGUUUCAAGCAGAUCGCCUUCUUCCUGCUAGGGGUUGAGUACAAGCUCCUGAAGAACGAAGAGAUGUCGCGCAGCUCAGUUGACAACAAGCGUGCUCUUGCGAUCUACCAUUCCAACGUGCACAACGCCGUUGCUUUUGCUGUUCAAAACCGGACUCCUGCGACGGGUCCUUGGUGGCAGCCUGAGUACAAAGCGUGGAAGUUUAACGAGGCAACGAAGAGGGUCUUCAUCAGUUGCGAGGGGCUGCCGGGAUUGCAGGGCCCCUAA
Closterium sp. NIES-65 is the source of this 2286-nucleotide messenger RNA. The record is from the annotation of a GenBank genome assembly. NCBI's taxonomy places the organism in Eukaryota, Viridiplantae, Streptophyta, Zygnematophyceae, Desmidiales, Closteriaceae.